This is a messenger RNA of Condylura cristata (star-nosed mole), 1759 nucleotides long. It is a transcript of the gene RHBDD2, whose product is annotated as rhomboid domain containing 2. Gene Ontology annotation, molecular function: serine-type endopeptidase activity. Bases 75 to 1169 code for a protein of 364 amino acids. Gene Ontology annotation, cellular component: membrane. NCBI's taxonomy places the organism in Eukaryota, Metazoa, Chordata, Mammalia, Eulipotyphla, Talpidae. The transcript has 4 exons. The record is from RefSeq and is a predicted model, not a curated record.
GGAGACAGCCGCAGGGAGGCGGAAGGAGCCGAAGACCUGCCAUAGCCGAGCCGGACGCGGGAGGGCUGGCGGCCAUGGCGGUCUCGGAGCCCGGCUAUCGGAGCUGGUCCUUCUUCCCCGAGGUGCCAUCCGCCACCUUCUUCACCGCACUGCUCUCGCUGCUGGUGUCCGGCCCCCGCCUGUUCCUGCUGCAGCAGCCCCUGGCGCCCUCCGGCCUCUCGCUGAAGUCCGAUGCCCUGCGCGACUGGCAAGUUUACAGGCUGGUGACCUACAUCUUUGUCUAUGAGAACCCAAUCUCCCUGUUCUGCGGUGCUAUCGUCAUCUGGCGCUUUGCUGGCAACUUUGAGAGAACCGUGGGCACCGUCCGCCACUGCUUCUUCACCGUGAUCUUCGCCCUCUUCUCUGCUAUCAUCUUCCUGUCAUUUGAGGCCGUGACAACACUGUCGAAGCUGGGGGAGGUGGAGGAUGCCAGAGGUUUCACUCCAGUGGCUUUUGCCAUGCUGGGGGUCAACUCUGUCCGCUCUCGGAUGAGGCGGGCCCUGGUGUUUGGUGUGGUCGUGCCCACAAUGGUGGUGCCAUGGCUACUGCUGUGUGCCUCCUGGCUCAUUCCCCAGACCUCUUUCCUCAGUAAUGUCUGUGGACUUGGCAUUGGGCUAGCGUAUGGCAUCACAUACUGCUAUUCCAUCGACCUCUCAGAGCGUGUAGCACUGAAGCUUGACCAGAAGUUCCCCUUCAGCCUGAUGAGGAGGAUUUCAAUGUUCAAGUACAUCUCAGGCUCUUCAGCUGAAAGAAGAGCAGCCCAUAGCCGGAAGAUGAACCCUGUGCCCGGCUCCUACCCGACGCAGAGUGGCCACCCUCACCUGACCCCAAACCACCCUGUCGCCCAGAUGCAGCAUGCAAGUGGCCAGAAAUUAGCUUCCUGGCCACCCUGUGCUCCUGGGCACAUGCCCAGCCUGCCUCCAUACCAGCCUGCCUCUGGCCUGUGUUACGUACAGAACCAUUUUGGCACAACCCCUAAUUCCUCUGGUGUCUACCCUGCUUCUGCAGGUGCCUCCCUGGGGGUUCAGCCCCCCGCCCCCCUCAACUGCCCUGGCACAGUGUAUUCUGGAGCCCUGGCCUCCCCAACGGCUGCAGGCACCAAGGAGUGCUCACGGGUCCUAAUCCCUUGAGAGAGUCUCCAGAGAGGUUAUCUCACACCAUGGCCUUCUGCAGAAGGUCCUCUUCUGAGAUUUUCUUUACAAAAAAUUAUUUAUUGAACACCUCUAUGUGCCAGCUCUGUGUUGAGUACUUUGAUAUUCCUAUUUCAAUCUCGUUCAUCUUCAUGACAACUUUGUGAAGUGCAGUUUCUUGUCCCCAGUUUACAGGUGCAGACAGCGAGGCACUUUGUGAUGCUAUCAGGUUGUGUAGCUCUGCCAUGCCAUGGCUGGGGUGCUUGGCGUCAGGCCAGGGCGCCUCCUACCUGCCUGCCUCCUGGAGAACACAGGUUGAAGAAGAGGCCCAGGUUGUCUGCGGAAAUUCUAGCUCUGCAUUUCCUGCCCGUCGUGUGUGUUGUGCUCUUGGUUAUAGUGUGUCCGUGUAUCUUGUGUCUGCCUUUUGGAAGCUCCCAGCUGGUGUGCUUGGCGUCCCCAGGCCUGUGUAGUGUUUCUCCCUGCAGCGGCACCCUCACCCAGACUUCUGCCCAGAAGUGGUGAGACGGACCAGUGUGAACCACAGUGGCCUGCAUAGUGUUAACUGCCUUUGUAUAAAGAAACAGCCUUCA